This is a messenger RNA of Papilio polytes (common Mormon), 1981 nucleotides long. Its product is annotated as peroxidase-like. The coding region runs from base 26 to 1960 and encodes 644 amino acids. The transcript is spliced from 10 exons. Gene Ontology annotation, biological process: response to oxidative stress. Lineage: Eukaryota; Metazoa; Arthropoda; Insecta; Lepidoptera; Papilionidae. The record is from RefSeq and is a predicted model, not a curated record. Gene Ontology annotation, molecular function: heme binding; peroxidase activity.
UAAUUCAGUACUUUGUUUGUCAGUGAUGAAGUAUUUCGUGAUUUUAGUGACAUUGUCACGUGUCUCUUGUAUCAUCUAUGACACGUUUACUGGUCGGGAAGUGGCCCUUCAACGUCGAAUGAGCAAUUCAACACAAGAUUUAUUAGAUGGCUUGAGUUUAUUCUAUCAAAUAAGACCAUGGUGUACAAUAGACGUUCCAGAAUGUUCACCUUACGAGCCGCGUCGUGUAGACGGCACAUGCAACAACCUGCGAUUCCCCACACGGGGGGCGACUUUCACCCCCUACCAUCGCUUACUACCCCCCAACCAUUCCACAUUCGGAGGUCUAAGGACAUCAACGAGCGGUGAACCACUCCCCAAUGCGAGGAAACUUCGAGUGUCGUUGAUAUCUGAUGGUCGAGUCCAUAAUAAAUACUACACACAAUUGGUCACAAAUCAAUUGUUAAUGAUAACUGGUGAUAUCACAUCGGCUCAUGAUACGAUCAACUACAUCGUGGUAACAACUACUUGUUGCUUCCCUGGGGGUGCGUUGAACCCUACUUGUAUGCCGAUAGAAGUGCCGUUCAAUGAUAUACAUUUAAGAGAAAGUGGGAUACGAUGCCUCAAUUUGACGAGAGCCUUAACGUAUCAGAGGUUUGGAUGUGCCCCGAUAUCACUUCCACCGGAAAGAAUAAACACAUCACCUCCACUCCUUGAUAUCUCUAAUAUGUACGGAAUCAAUAGUAUCGGAGUUGAUCAGUCCAGGUUAAAAGUUGAUGGAUUACUACGUUUUGAAGUUGACAAGGGGAAAGAAUGGCCACCGAAUGGGGCUCCUAUCUGUUUAGCAAAUGAACUGCCUCAAGAGACGUAUUGCUAUAAUGGAGGUAAUCCAGGUUUAAACGCCCCUCUUGGCAUCCAACUGGUCGGUUUAUGGCAUUUUCGGAGUCACAACCAGAUCGCCAGGAUCUUAGCUCAGAUGAACCCUUGUUGGGGAGACGAGCGGCUGUUUUUAACUGCACGAGAUAUUAAUUUGGCGUUAUACCAACAUAUAACAUACUAUGAAUUGAUGCCGGAAGUACUAGGUUAUAAAUUAUUGCUAAAAAACCAAGUUAUAUACGAAACAAACGGACACGUGGACGAUUACGACGAUUCUGUAGAGCCACGCGUCAGUAUUGAAUACGUCAUCGCAACGAGAUGGUUCCACACACUACAAGAAGGAAGACUUCAAUUAUUCGAUAAUCAAGGAAAAUUCCUCAAUGAAUUAGAUAUGACGGAUUACACUCUACGUACUGGAGCGUUGCGUGUCAAUAAUACUGUAGAGGGAGUGACGCAAGGCGCGUUUCGAGAGCCCUGCGCCGGCAAUGACCUCUACGUUGACCCUGAAAUAGGGGAGCGGAUACUAGGUCCGUUACAGCGAGCCUCUGACGUUUCUAGCAGCGAUAUUAUGAAAGGACGUGAUGUAGGACUUCCUUCAUACAAUCGUUAUAGAGAGCUCUGCCAUUUGCCUAUCGCUAAUACCUUCGAUGACCUCUACCAAUGGAUGCCUAAAGAUCAAGUAGACGUGAUAUCUCGUAGUUACGAGUCUGUGGAAGACGUUGAUCUGUUAGCUGGUAUAAUGGUGGAGCGACCACUGCCGGGUGCUAUGGUGGGUCCAACCCUCGCCUGCAUCAUGAUAGACCAGCUCCUACGCUGGAGACGAUCUGAUAGAUUCUGGUAUGAGAACUCUAUACAUGCGGGAUCGUUUACACAAGAACAAUUGUAUGAAAUUCGAAAAAUGACAAUCGCCCGAUUGAUUUGUGACCACGGAGACUCAGUGGAUUCUAUACAACCGUAUGCUUUUGUACUUCCUAAUUAUAGGAAUGAAAUAACAGACUGCUCGAAUAUUCCUGCCCUCAAUUGGGACGUUUGGAGAGAUUCCAGUUGCAACAAUAAUCCACAGAAUUCAACAAUAACACAAUUAAAUACAACACAAAAUGUAUGAAAUAAAUAUGAUUAUGCAAUA